AUGCGUUCGUCUUCUAUGCGGUCCUAUUAUCUGAUGAUAUUCAUUUGCUUCCUCCCAGGAGGCAUGCUGCAUGAUUCUAACCCUCCGGACUAUUGUUAUCUGGAAAUCGAACCUGGCGUUGGCUCAAAAUCGGAGGAUAGGUUUGCAUUUGAUGCAUCUUCGAUGGAAUGUGAAGGGUUCAAGUUCACCGGAUCCGGAGCACUUUGCAACAACCCCAUCGCCGUGGGCGAUGGCGAUCUCCAGAUGCAAAGGUACGGAUUUGAUGCCGAAUCAGGAAAAUGUAUAUCUUUCGAAUUUACCGGGGCGAACGGGAACGGGAACAAUUUCUUGACGAAGCAACACUGCGAAGAACUCUGUAUGGGCAGGACCCAAACAUAUGACUGA
Opisthorchis viverrini is the source of this 384-nucleotide messenger RNA. RefSeq lists its product as hypothetical. The record is from RefSeq and is a predicted model, not a curated record. Gene Ontology annotation, molecular function: serine-type endopeptidase inhibitor activity. The transcript is spliced from 3 exons. Lineage: Eukaryota; Metazoa; Platyhelminthes; Trematoda; Opisthorchiida; Opisthorchiidae. Bases 1 to 384 code for a protein of 127 amino acids.